Messenger RNA from Coregonus sp. 'balchen', 39453 nucleotides. The record is from the annotation of a GenBank genome assembly. Lineage: Eukaryota; Metazoa; Chordata; Actinopteri; Salmoniformes; Salmonidae.
AUGCACCGCUUAAGGACUACGGUUGUUAGGCUAGGGCCUAUCACGGCCACCCAGACAGCCAAGAGCCAAUCACAAGCCAGGUCGGCGGCAGUGGGAGGGGCUUUGAGGACGUUUCAGCCAAUAAGGAGUUACACUGCGUCAGUGUCGGCCGAGCCUUUUCUGAAUGGGACCAGUUCUAAUUAUGUGGAAGAGAUGUACUACGCAUGGCUGAAGAACCCUAGGAGUGUACACAAGGUAGGAGUGUGUGUGUGUGUGUGUGUGUGUGUGUGUGUGUGUGUGUGUGUGUGUGUGUGUGUGUGUGUGUGUGUGUGUGUGAGAGAGUGUGUGUGUGCGCGUGGAGCUGCUUCCCAGUACUAUGGGUUCUUUAUGUUCAGAACGCAGUGGGACAAGAAUUAUGCAAACACCUGCACAAUCAAUAACCUUUGGUCAGGGCAAACACACAUGGGCGCAUACCAGUGGAGGAUCCUCAGAGGAGGAAGGGGAGGACCGUCCUCCUCAGUGAAUUUCAUAAAAAUUGAAAUUGAAAAACAUUAAAAAGGUUAUCCUUUUUAGAUAAAACUAUACUAAAUAUAUUCACAUUUCACCAAAUAAUUUAUUAAAACACACUGUUUUGCAAUGAAGGUCUACAGUAGCCUCAACAGCACUAUGUAGGGUAGCACCAUGGUGUAGCCGGAGGACAGCUAGCUUCCGUCCUCCGCUUGGUACAUUGACUUCAAUACAAAACCUAGGAGGCUCUUGGUUCUCACCCCCUUCCAUAGACUUACACAGUAAUUAUGACAACUUCCGGAGGACGUCCUCCAACCUAUCAGAGCUCUUGCAGCAUGAAUUGACAUGUUGUCCACCCAAUCAAAGGAUCAGAGAAUGAAUUUAGUACUGAAUGCAUAAGCCACAGCUAGCUAGCACUGCAGUGCAUAUAAUGUGGUGAGUAGUUGACUCAAAGAGAGAGAAAGACAAUAGUUGAACAGUUUUCAACAAAUUAAUUUCUUCAAAAAUGAAGGAGAAGCAAGUUUCACUUACUUAGCUAGCAAAUGCAGCUGGCUAGUUUAGCCUACUCAAACACUUAGCUAUGACUAUCCAACACAACACUGGAACUCUUCCAAGUCAAGGUAAGCUUUUGGUUUUAUUAAUUUAUUGCCACCGGGUCCCACUGGUGUAACUGCUUCGUGACUGUGCGCUGUUACGUUACUGCAUGAUUGUAGAAGGUUUACUAAUGCAUUAGUUCUAUUAGCUAUGUUGACUAGGACGUUACUUUAGCUAAUAUGGAGACAAUGAUGUAGGCUGUGUGUAGCGAUUAUGACAUGGUUUGGCUUGGAAAGGUUUUUUCGCCUGGUCACAUACAGCUGAUGUGUUGUACAUUGAAGUCCACAAAGGAAGGGAAAAGGUGAGAGGAGGAGAGUGCAUAGAGGCUAGAAGGAAUACAACGUGGUGUUUACGCGUGAUCAGGGGUGUAUUCAUUCUGCCGAUUCUGUUGAAAAACGUUUCUUAAACGGAAGCAAAUGAAACGGGGAUAAAAAUAACUGAAUUUGUCCAAUAGAAACUCUCGUUUGCAACUGUUGGACUAAUGAUUACACCCUAGAUCAGCUAGAUGCGGGCAAGAGUGUGCAAGGCGAUAUUGAAUGUGUCACUGUCUGUCCAUGUGUCACUGUCUGUCACGUCAAAUGUUUCUCUCGACCUGUGUGCUCCUACGUUGUAAACGUUCAUUCAUAGGCUAGGUUGUAGCAACCUCGUGAUGGGUAUAGGGAAAAUUUGAGUAUCAUGUAGUAGCCUAAACCUAUCGCUGUUACAUUGAACUGGGUGAAUGGAAUAUAAAUGACAGUCAUCCAAUAUGCUGUAAUAGAAAUAAGGCCAUGCUCAUGAAAAAAAAUGGCACUGACUGCCACUAGUGAUGCGCGGGUUGACUCAUAACCCACAGAACCUGCAGUUAUAUCCGCGGGCCGAGCAGGUUUAGGGUCAUGAAAUAUUGUGUGGAUGGAGGGCUGGUGGGUGGCGGGCGGUUUGAAUAAAGAGAAAACAGUGCAUUAAAAAUCCAUAAAUGUAUCAUUCUUGUGCAAGUUAUAUCUAUAGGCUACAUUGAGGUUUUUCUUUCAUUAUUUUUAUCUGCCGUUGUUGCGUAAGCCUAAGCUUUAGGGCCUAACUGUACGCUCGCCAAAUACACAGCAAUUGUCGAAUGCUUUUGGGAGCUUGGACAGAAAAAGUCAACUUCGAUCCACUGAGGCAAAAAGGACAAUGUCGGAGUUUAAUUCCAUAAGAGAAAAUCUGCAAAAUGGAGAGUUGAAAAUAAAGAGAAGGGAGGGCCAGAACAGUUGCCUGUUUGGGAAAGAUGUUAUAUGUGGUGAUUGUUCGGCGCUAUACAAGUUUGAGUCACAAGACGGGGUCUUCAAAUAUGUGACCGACCGGCUCGAUUUGAUCUUAUGUAGCAAAAUUUGAAAUUGUGUUUUUUACAUUGGAUAAAAGUAGAGACUCAGUGCUAGAAAAUUGUAUAUCAUACGCUACAGUUGAGGAACAAUGGGAAAGUAAUUCUGCUUUGAAAGUUGAUAAACUUGUAACCCCACUUUUGAGAAAAUGGCCCUUUAAUGUUUUGGGACACCUACUGGAGAGCUCUUCUUUGUCUACACCCUAUUCAGCAUCGUUCACACACUCUUAAACCUUAUUCCCACCCAUCUCUUUAAGGAUUCACAUUUGAGGCCAUGUGCUAUACAGAGUGAGUACGGUAGUGUACUAAAUAAAUAAUGACCAUAUCAUAUAGCUGACAACAUCUUAACUUUAGCUCAUUUGUAUUUGUUAUUACAGGAAAAUAAACUCACAACAAGAUCAUUAUUUACAAGUUAAUGGCGAGCUAAUUACAGAAAAUAGCUAAUGGUUGUGAGUGUGAUGAAAUAAAAGCAGGGCGUUCUACCAGAGAAUUUUUUAACUUGGACACUGUCUCGUUGGCCUAGCGUUAUAUCCUGAUUUGACUUUGGUGCUGGUCAUGUUUGUCUUCACAUUACCGUCUCUGGUAAACACACACUAUAUCAAAUAAAAGCAAAGUUUAUUUGUCACAUGCACAGGAUACAGAAAGUGUAAACGGUACAGUAAAAUGGUUACUUGCAUAGUGGAGACUUUUGUUUAGACAUGUAGCUAGCUAGCUAAACAAUGAACCAUAAUCCUAACUCAUAACAUUACUACCCUGCAUGAAUCUGCUGGUAGCUAAAGCUAACCAACUAGCUAAGUUCAAUGUUAGCUAGAUAGCUAACAUUAGGCUAUAACUAGCUAUGUAAAUGCUAGCUAGCUAACAGUACAAUGAAAAUGACUUUCUGACAAAAUUAGAAAAGUAUCAUAUCUGAAAAUGUAGCUAGCUAGACUAUCUUACCCGUAUACAUGUAUGAACACUUCUCCCUCUCUGUCACAGAUGCCAUGGUUGCAUUUAGUUUGAAGAUGUAAUCCGGAGACAGGUGUUUUAUACAACAGCCUUCUGUGUGUUUUCUUUUAGACUCCCUCUGCAUAUUUGCAAUCAAACGCCAGAAUUUCUCAAUUUCCUUAGCUAUCAUACUCUGCUUCCACCAGGCAUUCCACUGAUUUCAAAACUCGGUCCUCCAGAAAGUGGAGAGCAUUAGCAACACUUAUGCAGUUCUUUGUGAUAUCUUUCAAAACAGCCGUGUUAGAAAGGAUUACCUACACAUACUGAGUAGCUCAUGCUAUAGACAGAAGCGAGCUACAUGGCAGACCAAUCCAAACUCAUCUCUCGGCAUGUCCAGCCCAUCCAUUAUCUCAGCCAAUCAUGGCUAGCGGGAAGGUUCCUGUCUUUUUCCAUGGCUAAACCAAUUAGGCUCGUAAUUUAACAAUUUUAUUCGUAUUUACAGAUGUCAUACAAGUUUGUUAUUAAGGCACAUAAAAGUUAACAUGUUCCGGAAGACAUUUCUGCCCAAAAACACAUUUUGUGUCUUAACAUUUUUUUUUACAUUCAAAUGCCCCACCUGUAGAGUAGUGAUGCGCGACAUAUGCCUAGUUUCCUGAAACAAGUACAUAUGGCACGUCAAGGGAACUGUACUGUUCAGAUGGGUUAAAUGGAAUAGUACUGAAAUCUGGACACUGAAUGUAGGUCUAUAACCUCUCACAUAGCCUAAAAUAAUAUUAACUCCUGCAUAAUUAAGCAAUUCUUGCAGUAAAAUGAUACACCAAAUGUACAGGAGGGGAGAAAUAUGAUUUCUUUCUUUCAGCAUCUUGAGAGAAUGAAUGCGCGGUUAGGGACCGCCUUUAAAUGUUGUAUCUUUAUCAGCAUCAUAAACGCUGAUAGUAUUUCAACCACAUAAAAUAUGCAUCCAAGCCGAACUGAAUGACAUGUUGGGUCAUUUUCAUAGCUUUUAAUUCCCUUAACCCACAAGUCUAAGCCCUGUCCAAGCCAGAGGAGGGGUUCUACUAAGCUAUAUGGAAUUGUUUUAAGAAGGUCAUAUCAAGGAUUAUUUUGCUUAUUUGAUUUUGAAUUUUAAGACCCCUUGAAGUAUCAAAAAAUAGAUAAAAUAAAUUAUUUGAUGAAAAAUUAUUUCUGGUCUUAGCCCAUACAUGCUAUUAGCCCAUACAAACGCAUUGAAUAACAGAGUCACUACAUGGAACAACAGAUAGUCCCCCAAAAAAUCUAAAUGAAGUUUGUUUUGAAGUGUCUGUCCUACUGUGCCUUGCAAAAGUAUUCAUCCCCCUUGGAGUUUUUCCUAUUUUGUUGCAUUUCAACCUGUAAUUUAAAGGGAUUUUUGUUUGGAUUUCAUGAGAUGGACAUACAAAAUAGUCUGCAACACUACUAAGCAAGGGGCACCACCAAGCAAGCGGCACUGUGAAGACCAAGGAGCUCUCCAAACAGGUCAGAGGCAAAGUUGUGGAGAAGUACAGAUCAGGGUUGGGUUAUAAAAAAAUAUAUGAAACUUUGAACAUCCCACGGAGCACCAUUAAAUCCAUUAUAAAAAAAUGGAAAGAAUAUGGGCAGAAAAAAGCCAUUGCUUAAAGAAAAAAAUAAGCAAACAGGUUUGGUGUUCGCCAAAAGGCAUGUGGGAGACUCCCCAAACAUAUGGAAGAAGGUACUCUGGUCAGAUGAGACUAAAAUUGAGCUUCCCCAGGGUGCAGGGUGGUGGCAGUAUCAUGCAUUUUAUUUUAUUUUUUAGCAGACGCUCUUAUCCAGAGCGACUUACAGUUAGUGAGUGCAUACAUUUUUCUUUUCAUACUGGUCCCCCGUGGGAAUCGAACCCACAACCCUGGCGUUGCAAGCGCCAUGCUCUACCAACUGAGCUACACGGGACUUAAAUUCUUGAGGGAAAACUGUUUCAGUCUUCCAGAGAUUCGAGACUGGGACGGAGGUUCACCUUCCAGCAGGACAAUGACCUUAAGCAUACUGCUAAAGCAACACUCAAGUGGUUUAAGGGGAAACAUUGAAAUGUCUUGGAAUGGCAUAGUCAAAACCCAUACCUCAAUCCAAUUGAGAAUCUGUGGUAUGACUUAAAGAUUGCUGUACACCAGCAUAACCCAUCCAACUUGAAGGAGCUGGAGCAGUUUUGCCUUGAAGAAUGGGCAAAAAUCCCAGUGGCUAGAUGUGCCAAGCUUAUAGAGACAUACCCCAAGAGACUUGCAGCUGUAAUUGCUGCAAAAGGUGGCUCUACAAAGUAUUGAGGGGUGAAUAGUUAUGCACGCUCAAGUUUUCUUUUUUUUGGUCUUAUUUCUUGUUUGUUUCACAAAUUGUUUUAUUUUGCAUCUUCAAAGUGGUAGACAUGUUGUGUAAAUCAAAUGAUACAAACCCCAAAAAUGUUUUAAUUCUAGGUUGUAAGGCAACAAAAUAGGAAAAAUGCCAAGGGGGUGAAUACUUUCGCAAGCCACUGUACCUUCAGACAAGUCUUGUGAGACCUGUGGGCGUCCUAUACAGUGGCGGCUCCUGAAAAAAUUCUCAGGAGGGGCAAUUUUUCUGAUGAUUUAGGUGACCUACACACAUUUUAAAAAAGAUAUGUCCAGCAACAACAUGAAGACAGGGGCAGCAUAUAAGUCAAUACCAGAAGCAUUUAUUGACUGAUCUGGGGAGAUGGAUUCCAGUUUCUGUGACAGAUUAUAAAUAAUCUCUGAUGCCUUUGUUAUAUUAGCUUUUGGUUGAAUGUACUGUCGUAGUAAAUAUAUAAUGUUAUAGCUUGGUCUGACUAAAAUCUUGUGCAUGACCCAUUUUGUGUUGGGCGUUUGUUUUCAAUCAAUGCUGUUCCUAUCCUAUAACAAUGGACAAAAGAGUCCUAUCUUGUCAGCCUUGUCAGCAGGUGGCCAAGGACAACACCCACGCCAUAGGUCUCUCAGUUCUUCCAACUCACGAGUUCUUGCUCUGAGGACACACACACACACACACACACAUCAUCACUGAUAACACACACACACACACACAUCAUCACUGUUAAACACACACACACACACACACACACAUAAUCACUGUUAAACACACACACACACACACACAAAAAUCCCCUCUCUUUAGGCUGAACAUUUGAAGACAGAGAACCCGACUCAGAGCCAAUGCAACAGUGGAGGGGACCUCGCCCAACUCAUCAGGACCAAUCAGAAGAUCAGAACUACUAGAUUCAACCUACAUCAUUUAUUGUAUAAAAUGUCAGCACACAAUGUUUUCGGGGCUCUCUUCAGAUAGCUCCCUAAGAGUUUGACGAACGAGUCCGUGCACGCGAUUCCAGAUAUCUUUACCUCUGAAUAAACUGCCUUUAUUAUACCAUAUCCACCCUGUCCAAAGUCUCUACUUGGUCUCAGUUCUCCAGUAAACUUGUGAUUAUCAACAGUACACAACGGUAACAAACAAUUGGGGGAACUCACGGGGCAGAUAGUAAGGUCACAGUGACACAGAAAGCAGUUCAAUGUCGGGGCUCGGGGGUACAGAGUCGCUCUCUUACCAGGAUCGAUUUUCCCUGUGACUGUCAGAUCGAGGUCCGCUCCGACCAGGGUGAAGCCGGCCGGCUCCACUUCUCUGUCCGGGACUCUGUCAUCCAGCCAAGUCUCCCAGCUGUAUUGGAUUCCGCUGCCAGCAACGUUUUCAUUAUUUAGUCCGUUCGUAGCGGGUAUGUACACGAUCAACAAGAUCAGUCCAAAACCCACCACUCGAAAUCCAUGGUUGGCAGAAUGUUUGUAAACUAAGUGUACAAAUUAAAAACAUAAAAUAACGCCACUAAGUGUACAAAUUAAAAACAUAAAAUAACGCCACACUGCAGGUCGCAAAGAGACGCUGCUAGCCGCUAUUUGCUUAGUUACGUUCAUGGUUACGUCACGUAUGACGAAAGCGCGUAAGUGCAAGCCCACAGACACCCAUAGAGAAUGUAUUGAAAGCUUUGAAAUUUGAAAAAAAUAGAUUUUACAUGACAGGCUAUGAGAGACUUCUGGGCGAUUUUCAACCUGACUGAAAUCGCCCAAAAACGGGCGGGGCCAUUUGAAGCACGACUUUAGCCUGAUUUGACAUUUAGUGGCAGUCAGAUCAGAUUACAACACUGAUAACUACUGUUGCCGUGAUAUAAUUGAUUAGAAAAAAAAUCCCUUCCUUUUCCCGUUUGGCAGUGCGUCGCCCAUAUCGCCCUAUUGAACAGGCCGUCCCUGGUCCUAUAGCAAAAACAACCGACAUGUACAUUUUUGUGAGAGUCUCACCUUUCCACAGUCUGUAGCCAAAACAAUUCGGACACUACAGACAGAAGUUGGCAGAUUGGCUGUACCAACUUCAGACUGUACCGACUUCAGUCCCAAGAUGCUUGUGGAGGUCACAGAGCAAAACGGAGAACACCAUUGAGUUCGUGAUAAUAGUAGGCCAAACCGUUCGGACGCUAUAGACGAUUUUGUGAGAAGACCGAUUUUCGGUAUGUCUCAUGGUCUGACAAAUACCACUCUAGCUCUGUCACCUUUCACCGCAGAUGCGGAAGACACAUCCAAUACAAAAAUACAGAUCUCUCUGUCUUAAACUGAUGGAUUUGUAUGGGGAUUUCUUUAUGAUGCUAAUUAGAUUUAUACUCAGUGUCAGGAGACCAGUGAGAUGUUAGAAUAGAAGGUUUCUGAUUAGGAAUAUUAGUUCAUGGCAUUGUGUCGUGUCAAUAGAAUGGACUUCUUUUUGGGAUUUGCGUGUAUUGUUUUGUAUUGUUAGGUAUUACUGCACUGUUGGAGCUAGGAACACCCGUGAUAACAUCUGUAAAAAUGUGUACUCGACCAAUAACAUUUGAUUUGAUUUAGAGGCUGAUGGUCUGUGUGUGUGUAUGUGUGUGUGUGUGUGUGUGUGUGUGUGAGAGAUAGUGUGUGUGUGCGGGGAGUUGCAAUAUUGUGUGGCCUAUAGGGGCAUACGCAGAUGCGCAUACGCAUGCAUGGACACACAAGCCCCCCCCCCCCCCCCCCCCCCACACACACACACACACACACACACACACACACACACACAUGCACAUACACAUACAUACUGUGGUAUUCCACUGACAACUGACUAAUCUCUAAAGCCUGUAAACUCAUUAGACUUCUCCCAGGUUAGAAACAGUUACACACUUCUCUGUGUGUGUGUGUGUGUGUGUGUGUGUGUGUGUGUGUGUGUGUGAGUGUGAGUGUGAGUGUCAUUGACCGCAUGGUUGACCCAGUCUUACUCAAUAUGCCAAGUCAGAGCCUGGAAGCCUCACCAGUGAACCAACUCAAUGCCUGUUUGUGUCGUCAUCAUUGAAUAGCUGUGUGUGUGCCUAUAUGUGUGUGUGUCUGUGUGUGUGCGUACUUGCCUGCAUACAUCCUAUGUGAGUGACUUUGUGUGUGACACAGCUGUUCUAACAGUUUGUUCUAGUUUAUAUAACCCAGAGCCCUGAUUAUGAAAUGGUGUGUGUUACUGCAUCCCAGGAUUUAACCAGCUAAAGAGUUCUGCCUGGCCCACUUUGGAAGCACUCUCAGAUGCCUGAUCUGAUCAACCAAUGCUUAACAUGGCUUACUGACCUAAAAACCAAGCCCUAUAAACUACUGUUCAGUAGGAGCACUACCUAUGUUCAUGUUAUUGUUCAUGUUAUGGCAAGGUAUUGAAUAAACGUGUAACUGCAUGUUAUUGUACAUCAAAAUAUUUGUAUAUUGUAGAGCAGUUUUUGGCUCAAUUACAGCGUUUUGGUCAGAUUAAAACUUGCAAAUAUUGCAAAGCCUGUUCAAAAGCACUCACUGUGACUGAUAUGGCAUGGGUCACAUCCAAAAGAGAAAUGUACUAAAUUAAUAUUAAGUGUUUGUUUUCUCCCCUUGUGCUAAAUUAGUUUAAAGGGCGACUGCACUUCCUCCUUUGGCCUCAUUUUAGAUUUGGUUCAUUAAGAAAUGCUAGCAUCCGUGACUGAAUUCAAACGUGAGUUGGUUUCGGGGUGUGGUUUGAUGUGGUUGUCUCUUGUGUAUGUUCACAGGUGGGAGAGUUAGCUAAAUUAUUUAGCCAAUUAGCUUCAGCUAGCUGGUGUGCGACGUUGGCAAAGUUGGUUUUGACUUCGUAUAGCCUAACUCUGGGGCUAGUUAGGGAAAUGAGACAACAUUUUGUAAAUAUUUUAAAUGCUUUCAAUAUUUGUAUAUGUGUAGUGGAAAAAGAAAGACAGUGAACAAAUGUGAACAAUGAUGAAGGCCAGUGAUGAAGAUGCGUCUAGUGACUUGCUAGCGCCGAGGCCCAGCGUGAUGACAAUCAUAAUUUAUAGCAUUAGUAGAAUGACAGACCAUCUGUGGGCUAUCACAGGGGUCAAACACCUUAUCUGUGGCAAUCUCAAUGAAGAGACAUUCCCACAGAAGUCCAAGGGUCACUGAAGACAGGAGAGGUGAAGACUGAUGAAACCUGAAUAGACAGAAUGUAUGUUACUGUGUGAAUUUAAUUGUCAUGUUUGGAUUGUUUCCAGAGUUCAUAAAGAGCUAUGAAUGUUGAUAUAUUUAAUUGUACUGUUACAGAGAAACUGUGUUAUUCUGUUCGUCGGACAGCGCAUAGUUCAAAGAGGAGCGACACAGGGGUGCGCCCGUAUAAUUUAGAUAAGAGUUGUGAUAAUUAGAUCCAAGAAUGUGUGCGUUGUUUUAAUGUUUUGAGCCAUGCAAAGUGAUGUUAAUUAAUGGUGAUAGGAGAUACAGGGAUUUGGCGCUCUUGGAAGAAUAAAAGCUGGGUUUAAAUGUUGAUCAUGGAGUCAUUGGUAAACCGAUCUCCUGAUAUACGCUUGUAUGUCAUAGUAGUGAGUUUUCUAUGCUGUUAAAGACUUAGGAUAUUUUGGAUUAUUUUCAUCGUGAUGAUUUCUGGUAUGUACCAUUUGUUAAUUGUAUUCUUACUUCAUAGCUGUAAUAAAUCGGAUUAUUUAUAAAUGGAUACGAACCGUAGUCCUCACAUUUCUGAGUAAUAUUCCUUGAAUUAUUAUUUGAUGAAAUGUCCAAUGGUAAAUGUUAUUCACAAUAUACAUAGCACAUGUGCUCGGUCUCUAACUGUGCAUCUCUGAGCUAAGGGUUAACUCAACCAUUUAAUGCUAGGACAUUGAUUGCAAAAAUAUUAGCACUUAGUUCCUUAGCCUCUUAAUAAUAGCAUAACGGUAAACCUAGGCACGUGCAUCUUAGUAUUCCGAGUGGUGACGCAAUGCUCGCAACCUUGGCUAUACCCACUGGAUACGAUUCUGGACCUAUAGCCUUCGAACAAAAAUGGAGUCAGAUAGUGCAUUUCAACAAUUUGUAGUUAGUUUGAGGUUUUUAACUCAUUGAAAUUUGGAGCUAUUGAAAUGUUAACAUAUUGUCCCAUGUAUAUUGUGUAAUUUACCUAAGGUCCCUAACUAGCCCAAUAUGGAUAUCCAAAGAUGAUUUCCAAAUUGAUGAUUUCUUGUGUGCUGCCAGCUGUGGGCAUGUGGGCAGGAUUGAAACAAACCCAACCUUCAUUUAUGUUGUGAUGCGGUCACGACCACAAGUCUUACAAAACCCUGUUUUGGAUGAGACUGACCAAAAGUAUCCUAUUUACACUGUAGUCAAUUUUGACAGUAGAAUAUAUGUUUCUGACUCAUAUCAAUGCCACAUAGGCUGUUUUCUAAAUGAGAAGUCGUUUUUUAGGGGCAGUUGCUCUUUAACGUUGCUCAAUGUGGCUUGGCAACCUAAGAUCAAUAGAUAAUAUUAGGCAAUGCAGUUGCUAACUAUCUGGUACCAAAUGGUGUCUCGUAGUGGUGCUAGUUUUUAAAUGAAUUCCAAAGAGGCAAAAGUAAUUCAUAGGUUUUUACUAUGUAAUUACCAUUUUACCAUGUGAUUUAUUGGUAAAUACCUGGCAUACCUGGAUUGAUGGUUUUCUAACCAAGCCCUCUUUCUGUUCUUCUGUCUUUCUUCCCUCUCUCUCUGUCUCUCUCUCUGUCUCUCUCUCUCUCUCUGUCUCUCUCUCUGUCUCUUUGUCUCUCUGUCUCUCUCUCUCUGUCUCUGUCUCUCUGUCUCUGUCUCUCUGUCUCUUUGUCUCUCUCUCUCUCUCUCUCUCUCUCUCUCUCUCUCUCUCUCUCUCUUCUCUCUCUCUCUCUCUCUCUCUCUCUCUCUCUAUUUCUAUUUCUUUCUCUCCCUCUCUCACUCUGCAGUCGUGGGAUAUUUUCUUCCGGAAUGCCAACGCGGGGGCGCCACCAGGCGCAGCCUAUCAGAGCCCUCCUCCUCUGGGUGGUGCUGCUCUGGGAUUGGCCAACGCCCAGGCGAUGGUCGGGGUGCAACCUAACGUGGAGAAGCUAGUGGAGGACCAUCUGGCUGUACAGUCGCUUGUACGGGCAUACCAGGUACUGUACACACACACACUGACACACUGAGUGUAACACCUGUGUCUAGGAUGUUCCUCUGAACACACACACACACACACACACACACACACACACUGAGUGUCAUUGCCCUGUAUGUGUCUAGGUGCGGGGGCACCACAUAGCCAAGCUGGACCCUCUGGACAUCAGUGUGGUAGACUUUGAUGAGGCCCCAGUAAUGGUGGGCUUGAAGAAAGUUGGUGAGAAACGUGUGCCCGCCUGCCUCGCCUCGCUGCCGUGUGUGUGCCAACUCUGAUUAAGCGGCUUGUUUGUUAACCUUUCUGAUUGAUUGUCUUUCUUUCUUCUUCCUGUUCUCCCUUCGUUUAUUUGUUCUCUUUUUCUCUUUUUCCCUCCCUCUUGCUUUCUUGAUUUAUUUUGUCUUUCACCUCUUUUUGAUUUGUCUUUCCUCCCCUCUGCUCUCUUUUGCUGUUUCAUUUAUUUUGUAUCUUUUAAUUUGUUCCCUCCCUUCUCUCGAACCCGCCCCCUGCCCCCCUGUAGAUUCGGGGUCACCACGUGGCACAGCUGGACCCUCUGGGCAUCAUGGCUGCCAUCGACCCAGGCCCUCCCCCCUCUGACAUCAUCACCUCCAAUGACAAACUGGGUGAGGAGAGGAGGGGAAGGGUAAUUGAGACUGAUGGGUUUUAGGCCUUAAAUAUAGUCUGUCACCACAUAUCUAACCCUAACCCACACCCAUAUCCUCACCCUCCACAUGGUUUAACCCACCUGUCACCAGCCUGUCACCCAACUAUGCAAUUUCCUUAGCGUGUACUAUAGCAUACAUGCUGCUUCUUCUAGCAGUAUACUAAACUAUAUAUUUGUCUGUGCUAGUGUUGCAUUUGCCAUGGGUAAAUAUUACCAUCCCGCCAUUUUGUUUAAUUCAUUCUCAGUCACAUUUAGGGCACAGAGUCAGAUUGUCGUACUGUUAAACCAUGGGAUCUAGUCAUCUCUCCAGGCAUACUGUUAUCUAAUCACCCCUUCCUCCUGCCUGGGUAAUCUCUAGGGAAUGAUCUCCGACAGUACAUAUAACACACUAGUAUUCCACAGUAUUCUCUGUACGUGCUAGAGAUAAGAGAAGAUGAGGUUUGUGGCCACUUUAACCCUUUGAGGACAGAACGUUUUUAGGAACGUCAUCAUUCCCAGUGUUCUGUGCCGUAAUUCUCCAGUGGAAUUCCCCCAUUGUGGUGUCAUCAUGGAAUCUGUCAGAGAUAAGUGUAGAGAUAAGAUAAGAGAAGUGUUUCCCCACCCCCGCAACUCAUGUAGGGUUAACUGCAUAGGGGACUGGGGGUUAAAAGUUCUGACAAUGUCAUGAUGACGUUGUGGACUGGUUGUAUUGUGCCGCCUGCUAUCUUACAAGGCCUUCACAUAGAACAACACGUCAUUGUCAGCACACUAUUGUGACGUUCACACAACCAACGAAAGGGAAGGCAGUGAAAGGGUCACUGAGAGUGUGUGUGCAUGCAUGCGUGAGUGUGUGUGUGAGUGCAUAUGCAUGUGUGUGCACUGAAAGGAUUACAGAGUUAAACAAAUUGUGAUGACAUGGAAUUUACAGUUGGCCUAUUGCUAAGUGGUGUUGGGGUCAAAGAGGUCUCUUCUGCACUCUUAGAAAAAAGGGUUCCAAAGGGGUUCUUCGGCUGUCCAUAGGAGAACCCUUUUUGGUUCCAGGUAGAACUCUUUUGGGUUCCAUGUAGAACCCUCUGUGUAAAGAGUUCUACAUGGAUCUCAACAGGGUUCUACCUGGAACCGAAAAGGGUUCUUCAAAGGGUUAUCCUUUGGUUCUGUGUGUCUCAAAUGAGUAUUGUUGAGCUUCAGUAGUGUGUCUGACUAGCUGACUGACUGGCUGUCACUUUUAGCUGAUGUCAACAGGGCCCUCAACAACUUUGAGGAAUGCUAGGCUAUAUGAAGCAAUAUCCGGGUUUGUGUGUGGGUUUGAGAGACAUCUAUGGGUGUGCACCAGAAUGUGUGUGCGUGUUUGUGUGCAUGUGUGCGUCACCAACCUGUUCGUGUGUACGUUUCACUAACCCAUAUGUGUGUGUCUCUCUCUGUGUCCCCCAGACCUCUCUGGGUAUAAAGAGCGUCUGUAUGAUCUCACUGCUGAAGGUAUGGACACAGCCCCUAGACUACAAUACCCAGGAUCCUCUACUUCCUUUUUAGCUCUGCUACAGCUCCGCUGCUGCUGCGGCCUGAUUCCAAAUCGACACCAUGCCCCUGUCUCUACGUAUUUGUUGUCUAUGCCCCUAAGACUACGCUCUCAGAUGGAGAAGCAAGGGUCUAGGGAUCAGGUCACAGUAUUGGUUUGGAACUGGACCUAAGGAUUUCUCUGUAGCAUUCAGGUGAUGUUUCCCUAGUCCCACUGAUGAGUGAUGGUAGGAUAGUUCCCUAGUUCUAACUCUUCUUUUAUCUCUGGGUUGCUCUGUGGGCAGUUUAUUGUAGAAGUAGAGUUGUGUGUGUGUGUGUGUGUGUGUGUGUGUGUGUGUGUGUGUGUGUGUGUGUGUGUGUGUGUGUGUGUGUGUGUGUGUGUGUGUGUGUGUGUGUGUGUGUGUCUGUGUCUGUGUCUGUGUGUGUGUGUGUGUGUGUGUGUGUGUGUGUGUGUGUGUGUGUGUGUGUGUGUGUGUGUGUGUGUGGCAGGUAUCCUAGCGGUUAAAAGCGUUGGCCCAGUAAUCGAAAGGUUGCUGCUUCGAAUCUCCGAGCCAACUAGGUGAAAAAUCUCUUGAUGUGCCCUUGUGCAAGGCACUUAACCCUAAUUGCUCCUUUAAGUCACUCUGGAUAAGAGCGUCUUCUAAAUGACUAAAAUGGAAAUGUGUGUUCUCAGGGUCAGUGAGAGGCCUGUGUAGACAUGUCUCUCCGGCUGCCUCAACUCUUUAACUUGAUUAGAUUUCAUUAAGAGUUUAUCUGCUUGGCUGGAUUCCCCCCAGUCUCUAGUAAAACAAGUGUUAGAGAACGCUGCCCUGUUGGUUUAUGUACUCCAUCCAUAUCAGGACUGUUACUCAUACACCUACAGGGAGAUCACACACACACCUAAGAUUCCUUCUGUAAUAAAAAGCAUAUUAUAAAUGUAUUGGCUAAAAGUAUAGACUUUGACCUAUAGUCUUUCUGUUAAAGUAACUGUCCAGUAAAAAUCUAUCUUCUAAAAGUUCAUAUUCUGUUAACUCAUAACCAAAUAAUGUUGUUGACUCGUCCUAUACUCGUAUUUGUGGCCAAAGCAUAAAUAAUAAAAAUACAUUUUAUAAAAAACACCUCAAACUUGUAUCUCAAACAGACUGUUUCAAAAAUACUUGCUAUUUCCUAAUAGAACAUGAUGUCAUGUUGGCUCAUUGGCUGAGCUGGCCAAUCAACGGUCUACUCGCAUGAAUAUUUUUAAUGACGGGUAUAUGCCUACACCAUUCUGUUGUUAGGUGUACGUGGUACGCCCACACCAUUCAAACACCUAAAUGCUGCUUUUUAACAUACUUACAAUUGUUUGGAAGGAAAACUAUUUCAAUCAUAUUGUAAUUAAUUCUAGUUCAUUUUUCUUAGAAAUCUGGAAACACUGGACAGUUACUUUAACAUAACAGAAACAGCUGUUUAGAUCAUCAGUGCAGCACUGAUGCUACCGAUGCUCCUAGGUUAUACAGACUCAAGCAUAACAUAUGGCAAUGGAAACUUUCAAUAAAAAACACAUGUACAGUGCCUUCAGAAAGUAUUCACACCCCUUGACUUUUUCCACAUUUUGUUGUGUUACAAGGUGGGAUUCAAAUGGAUUUAAUUGUAAUUUUUUGUCAAUGAUUGUCAACGUCUGGGUGAAGUAGUGAAACGGAAUCAGGCGCAGGACACAGAACUGAGAAAAGUAUGGCUUUACUAAACACAAAGUAAACCAUAGCAAACCCUCCACGCAGGGAAGAGCAAAACAACAGCUCAACAGACGACGUAACAACGAACAAUCACGCACAAACCCAGGAGGGAAAACAGAGGUAAUACAGUGGGGGAAAAAAGUAUUUAGUCAGCCACCAAUUGUGCAAGUUCUCCCACUUAAAAAGAUGAGAGAGGCCUGUAAUUUUCAUCAUAGGUACACGUCAACUAUGACAGACAAAAUUAGAAAAAAAAAUCCAGAAAAUCACAUUGUAGGAUUUUUAAUGAAUUUAUUUGCAAAUUAUGGUGGAAAAUAAGUAUUUGGUCAAUAACAAAAGUUUCUCAAUACUUUGUUAUAUACCCUUUGUUGGCAAUGACACAGAUCAAAUAUUUUCUGUAAGUCUUCACAAGGUUUUCACACACUGUUGCUGGUAUUUUGGCCCAUUCCUCCAUGCAGAUCUCCUCUAGAGCAGUGAUGUUUUGGGGCUGUCGCUGGGCAACACAGACUUUCAACUCCCUCCAAAGAUUUUCUAUGGGGUUGAGAUCUGGAGACUGGCUAGGCCACUCCAGGACCUUGAAAUGCUUCUUACGAAGCCACUCCUUCGUUGCCCGGGCGGUGUGUUUGGGAUCAUUGUCAUGCUGAAAGACCCAGCCACGUUUCAUCUUCAAUGCCCUUGCUGAGGGAAGGAGGUUUUCACUCGAAAUCUCACGAAACGUGGCCCCAUUCAUUCUUUCCUUUACACGGAUCAGUCGUCCUGGUCCCUUUGCAGAAAAACAGCCCCAAAGCAUGAUGUUUCCACCCCCAUGCUUCACAGUAGGUAUGGUGUUCUUUGGAUGCAACUCAGCAUUCUUUGUCCUCCAAACACGACGAGUUGAGUUUUUACCAAAAAGUUAUAUUUUGGUUUCAUCUGACCAUAUGACAUUCUCCCAAUCCUCUUCUGGAUCAUCCAAAUGCACUCUAGCAGACUUCAGAUGGGCCUGGACAUGUACUGGCUUAAGCAGGGGGACACGUCUGGCACUGCAGGAUUUGAGCCCCUGGCGGCGUAGUGUGUUACUGAUGGUAGGCUUUGUUACUUUGGUCCCAGCUCUCUGCAGGUCAUUCACUAGGUCCCCCUGUGUGGUUCUGGGAUUUUUGCUCACCGUUCUUGUGAUCAUUUUGACCCCAUGGGGUGAGAUCUUGCGUGGAGCCCCAGAUCGAGGGAGAUUAUCAGUUGUCUUGUAUGUCUUCCAUUUCCUAAUAAUUGCUCCCACAGUUGAUUUCUUCAAACCAAGCUGCUUACCUAUUGCAGAUUCAGUCUUCCCAGCCUGGUGCAGGUCUACAAUUUUGUUUCUGGUGUCCUUUGACAGCUCUUUGGUCUUGGCCAUAGUGGAGUUUGGAGUGUGACUGUUUGAGGUUGUGGACAGGUGUCUUUUAUACUGAUAACAAGUUCAAACAGGUGCCAUUAAUACAGGUAACGAGUGGAGGACAGAGGAGCCUCUUAAAGAAGAAGUUACAGGUCUGUGAGAGCCAGAAAUCUUGCUUGUUUGUAGGUGACCAAAUACUUAUUUUCCACCAUAAUUUGCAAAUAAAUUCCUUAAAAAUCCUACAAUGUGAUUUUCUGGAAAAUAAAUUCUCAAUUUGUUUGUCAUAAUUGAUGUGUACCUAUGAUGAAAAUUACAGGCCUCUCUCAUCUUUUUAAGUGGGAGAACUUGCACAAUUGGUGGCUGACUAAAUACUUUUUUUCCCCACUGUAUAGGGAAACCAAUAAGCCUAAUGAGUAACAGGUGUGAAUAAUAAAGACAGGACUAGUGUGACACAGAAACAUCAAUCGGUGGCAGCUAGUACUCUGGUGACGACGAACGCCGAAGCCUGCCCGAGCAAGAAGGAGGGGCAGCCUCAGCUGUAUCCGUGACAACGAUCUACACAAAAUAAUCUGUAAUGUUAAAGUGAAAGAAAAAUUCUAACAUUUGUAAAGAAAAUUACAAAAAAUAAAACACUAAUAUAUCUUCAUUACAUACAUAAGUAUUCAACCCCCUGAGUCAAUACAUGUUAUAAUCACCUUUGGCAGCGAUUACAGCACUAAGUCUUUCUGGGUAAGUCUCUAAGAGCUUUCACACCUGUAUUGUGCAAAAUAUGCACAUUCUUUUUUUUUACAUUCUUCAAGGUCUGUCAAGUUAGUUGUAGAUCAUUGCUACGCAGCUGAUUUAAGUCAAAACUGUAACUACGCCACUCAGGAACAUUCAAUGACGUCUUGGUAAGCUACUCCAGUGUAUAUUUGGCCUUGUGUUUUCGGUUAUUGACCUGCUGAAAGGUGAAUUUGUCUCCGAGAGUGGUACUUAGUGAUUUUUUGUGACCCUGAGCAGUUUCCUUCCUCUCCGGCAACUGAGUUGGAGUUUGGGAAACUUUGCACUACAAAGAUACAGGCGUUGGGUUUGUGCAGGGUUUCUCAAACUCGGUCCUCGUGACCCCAAGGGGUGCAUAUUUUUGGUUUUUGCCCUAGUACUACACAGCUGAUUCAAAUAAUCAACUUAUCAUCAAGCUUUGAUAAUUUUCAUCAGCUGUGUAGUGUUAUGGCAAAAAACUAAACGUGCACCCCUUGGACCAAGUUUGGGAAACGCUGUAUGUAGUGACUGGAUGUCACGGUUUCGGCCGAGACUGCUCCUCCUCCUGGUUCGGGCAGGCUUCGGCGUUCGCCGUCCCCGGAAUACUAGCUGCCACCGUUGUAUGUUUCGUGUGUUGAUUGCUUUGGUCUGUCUAGUACACCUGUGUCUGGUUGUGUCCUAAUUACGUGUCCUAUAAGUUCCGUGUUUUGUGUUAGUUAGAUUGUGUGUUGUUGUCUGCGUGUCGUUUGGAGCUGCGUAUUUUGCGCUCUGUUUGUUUUGUUUUUCGCAUGUUUGCGCACUUCCCUCGCCUCUGUUUUUCGAGGUCGUGUUUUGGAUAUUUAUUACUUUGUACGAGUAAAGUUUGUUGGACUAAACCUCUGUGUCCUGCGCCUGACUCCUCCACCACAUCCACAUCGGUUCCUUUCUGACACUGGAUGUAUUGAUACACCAUCCAAAGUGUAAUUAAUAAGUUCACCAUGCUCAAAGGGAUAUUCAAUGUCUGCUUUUUUUAUUUCUACCCAUCUACCAAUAGAGGUGCCCUUCUUUGCGAGGCAUUGGAAAACCACCCUGGUCUGUGGUUGAAUCUUUGUUUGAAAUUCAUUGCUCGACUGAGGGACCUUACAGAUAAUUGUAUGUGUGGGGUACAGAGAUGAGGUAGUCAUUCAAAAAUCAUGUUAAACACUAUUACUGCACACAGUCCUGCAACUUAUUAUGUGACUUGUUAAGAACAUGUUUACUCCUGAACCUAUUUAGGCUUGCCAUAACAAAGGGGUUGAAUACUUAUUGACUCAAGACAUUUCAGCUUUUCAAUUUUUUAAUAAUUUUGACAGACCGGCUCGAUUUGAUCUUAUGUAGCAAAAUUUGAAAUUGUGUUUUUUACAUUGGAUAAAAGUAGAGACUCAGAGCUAGAACAUGGUAUAUCAUAUACUACAGUUGAGGGACAAUGGGAAAGUAAUUCUGCUUUGAAAAUUGAUAAACUUGUAACCCCACUUUUGAGAAAAUGGCCCUUGAAUGUUUUGGUAUACCUAAUGGAGAGCUCUUUUUUGUCCACCCAUUCAGCAUCAUUCACACCCUCUUAAGCCUUAGCCCCACCCAUCUCUUUAAGGAUUCACAUGUGACGCCAUGUGCAAAACAGAGUGAGUACGAUGGUAGUGUGCUAAAUAACCAAAGAUUUCAAGACUAAGUUAACGUUAAGUUAGCUGGCUAGCCUGUUCAAAUAAUGAGCAUAUCAUAUAGCUGACAACGUAUUCAUUGUAUUCAUUAUUACAGGAAAAUAAACUCACAACAAGAUCAUUACUUACAAGUUAAUGGCGAGCUAAUUACAGAAAAUAGCUUAUGGUUGUGAGUGUGAUGAAAUAAAAGCAGGGCGUUCUACUGGAGAAUUUUAGAACUUGGACACUGUCUCUUUGGCCUAACGUUAUAUCCUAAUUUGACUUUGGUGCAGGUCAUAUUGUUCUUCACAUUAAUGUCUCUGGUAAACACACACUAUAUCAAAUAAAAUCAAAGUUUAUUUGUCACAUGCACAGGAUACAGAAGGUGUAAAUGCUACAGUGAAAUGGUUAUGAGUCUUUUGUUUAGACAUGUAGCUAGCUAAAUAAACAAUUAACCAUAAUCCCAACUGAUAACAUUACUACCCUGCACGAAUCUGCAGGUAGCUAAAGCUAACCAACUAGGUUCAAUCUUAGCUAGCUAGCUAACAUUAGGCUAUAACUAGCAAUGCAAAUGGCUCUGAGAUACGAAUAAUAUUGCUACACAGAUCAUACACGUAACAUUAGCUAGCAAGCCAGCAAGCUAACGUUAACUAGCUAACUAACAGUACGCUUUAACUUGCAAUGAAAACAACUUUCUGACAAAAUUAGAAAUGUAUAAUAUCCGAAAACGUAGCUAGCUAGACUCUAUUUCCCGUAUACAUGGAUGAGCACUUCUCCCUCUCUGUCACGGAUGCCAUGGUUGCCCUUAAUUUGAAGAUGUAAUCCGGAGACAGGUGCUUUAUACAACAGCCUUCUUCUGUUUGACUCCCUCUGCAUAUUUGCAAUCAAACGCCAGAAUGUUCUCCAUCUCCUUAGCUAUCAUACUCUGCUUCCACCGGACAUUCCACUGAUUUCAAAACUUGGUCCUCCAGAAAGUGGAGAGCAUUAGCAACACUUUUGCAAUUCUUUGUGAUAUUCUUUAAAAAAUCAGCUUUAGAAAGGAUUACCUACACAUACUGAGCAGCUCAUGUUAUAGACAGAAGCGUGCUACAUGGCAGACCAAUCCGAACCCAUCUCUCGGCAUGUCCAGCCCAUCCAUUAUCUUAGCCAAUCAUGGCUAGCGGGAAGGUUCCUGUCUUUUUUCGUGGCUAAACUAACUAGGCUCGUAAUUUAACAGUUGUAUUCAUAUUUACAGAUGGCAUACAAGUUUGUUAUUAGGGCACAUGAAAGUUCACAUGUUCCAGAAGGCAUUCUUGCCAAAAAAUGCAUUUUGAUAAAAAAUUGAUGUUUACGUUCAAAUGCCUCUCAUGUGAAGUAGUGAUGCGCGGCAUACACCUAGUUUCCUGAAACGAGUCACAAUUUGUAAACAUUUUUUAAAACAUAAUUCCACUUUGACAUUACGGGGAAUUGUGUGUAGGCCAGUGACACAAAAUUGCAAUCUAUUUUAAAUUCAGGCUGUAAUACAACAAAAUGUGGAAAAAGUAAAGGGGUGUGAAUACUUUCUGAAGGCACUGUAAUAUAAAGCUGCUGGGACUCUGCUGACUCUGUGACAGCCUUUCACGUUCACGCACUGCCUGCUACCAUUUUGUAUAUGCAUCAUCACUUACCCCUACAUUCCAGAAAAUAAUUCAACCCUCUCUCCUGUUGCCAUACCACUGUAGAAUAUAAUUUCUAGAAUCAAGUAUUCUAGAAUGAGUAGACUGACAUUGUUUUUGUCACCCCUCCAUCCCUCCCCACCACCCCUCUUCAGCUUACUGCUGACAUUGUUAUUUCACCAUCACCAUCACCUCUUGCUCUGUUUCUCUUUCUCUUUCUCUCGCUCUACCUCUUUCUCUCUCAUGUGCUUUGUCCCUCCCGUCUAUCUCGUGUAAUGCAAUAACCCUGCUUGUGGCCAUCAAACUAAUCAAUCAAUGUUGUGCUUUUUUGGAUGUCUGUAUAACUUAGGUAUUCAAAUAUAGAGUGGGUUUCUCUAGAUAUCAUGUCGUUUUGAUGUUUAAAUUAGCCUUCCUUCUCUAUGCCCCCCUCUCUCUCCCACUAAUUCCCUCUCUUUCUGCUUUUCUCCAUCUCUCUCUCUCUCUUUCUCUAACUCUCUGAUCACCUCUUCCUCUCUCCAUUUGUCUAUUAUGUUUCUUUACCCCCCCGGUCCGUUCGUCUCCAUGGUAACGAUGGCAGAGUUCUAUGGUCUGGAUGAGUCCGACCUGGACAAGGUUUUCCGGCUCCCCACCACCACUUUUAUAGGUGGCAGCGAGAGCGCUCUGCCCCUCCGAGAGAUCAUACAGCGCCUCGAGGUAGAUCCGCCGCAUUGCACACACUCACUGCUUACAAAAAACUCAACACACACAUGCACACACACACGCGCACACACACUGACCUCUCCUCUCCUGUAGAUGGCGUACUGUCAGUCUAUCGGAGUAGAGUUCAUGUUCAUUAAUGACCUGGAGCAGUGCCAGUGGAUCAGACAGAAGUUUGAGAGGCCAGGCAUCAUGCAGUUCACCCUGGAGGAGAAGAGGACCCUUCUAGCCAGAAUGGUUCGAUCCACCAGGUCUGUCUGUACACCGAUUUCACAUUAAAAAAACAAGUGUGUGCAUAUUUACCAAUUGUGCAGGUUACAAAAAAUGUCACAUAGAAGAAAAGGAAUUCCUCUACGCUGUUGAAUGCUCCCCCAGUUUAUUGCAUAAGCAUAUUGCUAUUACCAUAUUGCUUAUGUUAUGAUAUGUUUAGUGUGAGGCACAUAGAUGGACAACAUACUACACUUCAACACCUCAUUGACAGGGGGCAGCAGCAACCGGUUUAGAUGAUGUGCUCUGCCAGGAAGCCUUACAUUUGACAUUUUAGUCAUUUAGCAGACGCACUUAUCCAGAGCGACUUACAGUUAGUGCAUUCAUCUUAAGACAGCUAGGUGGGACAACCACAUAUCACUGUCACAGUAAGUACAUUUAUCCUCAAUAAAGUAGCUAUCAGCAAAGUCAGAGCUAGUAAGGGGGGGAAAGGUCAAGUGUGAGUGUUAGUUCACGAAAGCCUUGAUAAUUACUCAAGUGUUAGCAAUCAGGUGGUUUGUCAGUGCGGGAGAGAGAGGAGGCCCGAAGCCUCUCAGACGGCCUCUGUUUGUUUCUUUGUGUUAGUUAACCUCUGUAGUUGGGCAUGCCUUUUUGUAGGUUGUUUUUUGUACAUAUUUAUUUUGAACAUAUGAAUAACCUGCUUGAACUGGCCAACCAAGAGGUCAAGACGGAGCUGGCCCUGAACACGGUAAGAUUGCUGUCUCCUGGGUACAUGUACAUACAACACGGUCCGGACACUCCUACUUUCACGUUAAAGCACACACCUAGUCAGGUCACAGAACAAUUAGGCAAGCCUAGGUCCCCUAGACAAAGUGAGUAUAGUGUAACAGAAGGUUGUCUAAUCGGUUCUGUAACACGGACACCUAUCAAAUCCUCUCACAUCUCCACAAAUGCAUAGAGCGAAAGGGCGAUUUGGAAUUGGGAAUAGGGGUGAUUUCUGGACUGGGCGACAUAUGUUAAACCUCCUGUUUAACUUCCUGUUUCCUGUUGGCAAGGUUUGAGGAGUUCCUGCAGAGGAAAUGGUCAUCAGAGAAGCGUUUUGGCCUUGAGGGCUGUGAGUCUCUCAUCCCAGCCCUGAAGACCAUCAUCGACAAGUCCAGCAUGAACGGAGUGGAGAGCAUCAUCAUGGGCAUGCCCCACAGGUACUGUUACCACAGAAACACCAAUCACAGGCUGCCCCACAGGCAGCGGGUCCAUCGAAACACCAAUCAUAGGCCGCCCCACAGGUACUGUUACCACAUACACACCAAUCACAAACUGCCCCAUGCGUAGGGUAGCUGAAAGUUGUUCUCCCUCUCUCCACCCUUCUCUCUCUCUCUUUCUCUUUCUGUCUCUCCAGGGGGAGAUUGAAUGUGUUGGCCAAUGUGAUCCGUAAGGAGCUGGAUCAGAUCUUCUGUCAGUUUGACUCCAAGCUCGAGGCUGCUGAUGAGGUACAUCCUACAACUAGCAGAGAGCAUGGUCCUGUUCAUUAACUACCAAAAGGGGAAAUAAAUAACUGAAGCAGGGAGGGACUACCUGGACUUGUCCAAUAAGAAACACUGAUUUUCGUAUUCUGUUGCAAAAUAUUUUAAAAUGCUGUCCGUUGCGUGCCCUAAAGAUCACGACCCUGGUAAUACAAUAUGGAAAGUGAUUAACAUGGAAAAAGUCUUCCAUAUCAGAACCUAAAGAAAAUGAAGAAGUUGUACUCAUGCAAUUCAUUUGCCCUUGUUUUCUCCCCCUCCUCUCUCUCUCCCCCCCUCAGGGUUCUGGAGAUGUGAAGUACCACUUGGGGAUGUGGCACCGGAGGAUCAACCGGGUCACUGAUAGGAACAUCACACUGUCACUCAUGGCUAACCCCUCCCACCUGGAGGCUGUGGACCCCGUGGUGCAGGGCAAGACCAAAGCUGAGCAGUUCUACUGCGGGGACACAGAAGGCAACAGGGUAAGUACACACACUCACAGGCAGACAGACUGUGUAUGUAUAUGUAUGUUUUUGUGUGUGUGUGUGUGUGUAUUUAUAUUUCUGUUUGUGUGUAUUUCCAGGUAAUGUCCAUCCUACUCCAUGGUGAUGCAGCUUUUGCAGGCCAGGGGGUUGUCUAUGAGACCUUCCACCUCUCUGACCUGCCCUCCUACACCACACAUGGCACUAUCCAUGUGGUGGUCAACAACCAGGUAACACAUGCACGCACGCACGCACACACACACACACACACACACACCCUUCCCUUAAUUUAGCUUCCCUCUUUUCUCUCUCCCUCCCUGUAGAUUGGUUUCACCACCGACCCUAGGGUGGCGAGAUCAUCCUCUUACCCUACAGACGUGGCCAAGGUGGUCAACGCCCCCAUCUUCCAUGUCAACGCUGACGACCCCGAGGCUGUCAUGUACGUGUGUAAUGUCGCCGCCGAGUGGAGGGCCACCUUUCACAAGGACGUGGUCGUCGACCUGGUGAGUGUGUGUUUCCUGACCAGGGUGGUGUUCAUUAGGCAUGAAACGGAGGAGAACGGACUGAAACGGACUACUUGUCCAAUAAGAAACGUGUGUGUGUGUGUUUCCUGAUCAGGUAUUUGUAAUGGUCAUAAUGAGAUGAUCAUUAUAAUAGGGUUAUCAAGCAGCCACCUUUAGUGACUUACCGAACAGUCAGCAUAUGUAUAUGGGUCUCUCUAUAAAUAAAGGGACCAAUGUGUGACAUCAGGGUCAAAACAAAUAAAUGGUUUGAUGUACAUUUAAAAAUGAUUUUCUUGCAUCUUCACAUGGGUACUAACAGGAAGAAGAGUCUAGAUAGACACAAUGAGACCAUAACUCCUAGCAACAACAAAACAUCUACAUGUCAUUCAAAAUGUCACAUGAAACAUGGAUACUGCAUGGAUACUGCAUGUUUCUUUGUCAUGCCUAGUAGCCAGGUCUGUUUGUACUGUAGUCAACUUCUCUAUCAUUUAUAGCCAUGCUAAACCUUCCAGAAGAAUGAAAAAGAUUUUUAAAAGCAUUUCUGUAUUUUUUUAUAGUUUAUAUAAUAAUUUAGUACAAUAAUAUAAUACAAUGGCCUCUGUCAUAAUUGACAAUAAUAAUAACCAAUAAUGAAAUCAUUAUAAUCAGUAAACUCUUCAAGUAGUGUGUGUGUGUGUGUGUGUGUGGGUGUGUGUGUGUGUGCGUCUGUGUGUGUGAAAACUAGACAUCACAUUCUUGCUUCCCCUGUCCUUGUUUCCUCCUCUCCUUGCACCACCUUGAAAGUGCAUUGGAGCCCAAGGGGAGGAACCUUCCCUCCUCUCCCACAAUGUGCUUUGAGAGGGAGGUGAGGAAUGGAGGAAACAAGGGGAGAAUCUCAAUUGCAUUUCCUUCAUUCCUCACGCCCUCGUCAUUCCUCACGUCCUCUCCCCUUGCCUCCUUCUCAAAACCCAUUGAAUAAGAAGGUGACAGGGAAGGGACCUCUGACCUUCUCAUAUAACAAAUCAAGGAAAUGCAAUAGAAAUUCUCCCAAAGACGGAGGAAGCAAGUAUUUGACAGCUAUUAACAUUUUUUGACAGUGCCAGACUGACUGACUGACUGACUGAGCUACCAUAAUACCCAUGGCCUGUCCAGGAACAACCCGCAUCCCCUACUGCCCAGAGUCUAGACACUUGUGGAGAUCUGUGAGGGACUGAUGGGUAGUAACAUGGUGAGAACUCCACCUUAACCUCUGAUAGGCUUGGUGGAAUUUUGGUGGUAUUGCUUACACCUGUUCAAUUCUCUCAGAUCUCCACAAGUGUCUAGGGGUAGGGCUAGGGGUUGUUUCUGGACAGGACCCCACAACACUUUGGGUGUGUGGUGGACCUAGAGCACAACACUUGAGGCAUUGGUUGGAUGUUUAAUUCCAUUGCUACAGUGGGGAAAAAAAGUAUUUAGUCAGCCACCAAUUGUGCAAGUUCUCCCACUUAAAAAGAUGAGAGAGGCCUGUAAUUUUCAUCAUAGGUACACGUCAACUAUGACAGACAAAUUGAGAUUUAUUUUUCCAGAAAAUCACAUUGUAGGAUUUUUUAUGAAUUUAUUUGCAAAUUAUGGUGGAAAAUAAGUAUUUGGUCACCUACAAACAAGCAAGAUUUCUGGCUCUCACAGACCUGUAACUUCUUCUUUAAGAGGCUCCUCUGUCCUCCACUUGUUACCUGUAUUAAUGGCACCUGUUUGAACUUGUUAUCAGUAUAAAAGACACCUGUCCACAACCUCAAACAGUCACACUCCAAACUCCACUAUGGCCAAGACCAAAGAGCUGUCUAAGGACACCAGAAACAAAAUUGUAGACCUGCACCAGGCUGGGAAGACUGAAUCUGCAAUAGGUAAGCAGCUUGGUUUGAAGAAAUCAACUGUGGGAGCAAUUAUUAGGAAAUGGAAGACAUACAAGACCACUGAUAAUCUCCCUCGAUCUGUGGCUCCACGCAAGAUCUCACCCCGUGGGGUCAAAAUGAUCACAAGAUCGGUGAGCAAAAAUCACAGAACCACACGGGGGGACCUAGUGAAUGACCUGCAGAAAGCUGGGACCAAAGUAACAAAGCCUACCAUCAGUAACACACUACGCCGCCAGUGACUCAAAUCCUGCAGUGCCAGACGUGUCCCCCUGCUUAAGCCAGUACAUGUCCAGGCCCGUCUGAAGUUUGCUAGAGUGCAUUUGGAUGAUUCAGAAGAGGAUUGGGAGAAUGUCAUAUGGUCAGAUGAAACCAAAAUAGAACUUUUUGGUAAAAACUCAACUCGUCGUGUUUGGAGGACAAAGAAUGCUGAGUUGCAUCCAAAGAACACCAUACCUACUGUGAAGCAUGGGGGUGGAAACAUCAUGCUUUGGGGCUGUUUUUCUGCAAAGGGACCAGGACGACUGAUCUGUCUAAAGGAAAGAAUGAAUGGGGCCAUGUAUCGUGAGAUUUUGAGUGAAAACCUCCUUCCAUCAGCAAGGGCAUUGAAGAUGAAACGUGGCUGGGUCUUUCAGCAUGACAAUGAUCCCAAACACACCGCCCGGGCAACGAAGGAGUGGCUUCGUAAGAAGCAUUUCAAGGUCCUGGAGUGGCCUAGCCAGUCUCCAGAUCUCAACCCCAUAGAAAAUAUUUGGAGGGAGUUGAAAGUCCGUGUUGCCCAGCGACAGCCCCAAAACAUCACUGCUCUAGAGGAGAUCUGCAUGGAGGAAUGGGCCAAAAUACCAGCAACAGUGUGUGAAAACCUUGUGAAGACUUACAGAAAACGUUUGACCUGUGUCAUUGCCAACAAAGGGUAUAUAACAAAGUAUUGAGAAACUUUUGUUAUUGACCAAAUACUUAUUUUCCACCAUAAUUUGCAAAUAAAUUCAUAGAAAAUCCUACAAUGUGAUUUUCUGGAUUUUUCUUUCUCAUUUUGUCUGUCAUAGUUGACGUGUACCUAUGAUGUAAAUUACAGGCCUCUCUCAUCUUUUUAAUUGGGAGAACUUGCACAAUUGGUGGCUGACUAAAUACUUUUUCCCCCACUGUAUACACACACAGAUUUUCACAGGUGUAAGCUGGACACACUCACGGGACCUAUCAGGCUGAUCAGACAGGUCUGGGCAGCUGGAGACCUGCUGUAAACAGGAUAUAUUUACAUGUCUGCUAUUCAAACCCUUCCUUCAUUCCAGCUAGUUAGAUGUGCAACCACUGACUAACUAUAUAUCUAGGGCAUAUCUCUAGUCUAGCAAUAGAUACUGUUGUUUUGGCUGUAUAGCAUCAUUUAAUAAGAUUACCAAUGAUUAGCUAGGUAGCUAGGAUAUAUCAGUCAGCUAACUAUUUACAGUAACAGCAGUUCAUUAAUAAGUCAAUACACACAACAUUUUAUGCAGAAAUGUAGAAAUCGUACUUUAUCUUGGCACUGUGGCAUGGUAUGGGCAGCUAUUAAUCAAUUAAUUAAUAGAUAAUAGAUUUAUAGAAUGGAGUUAGAAGAGUGACCUCGUACUUUGAAAGGACAGGAUGUUUUGGCUGUGCACUUGACCAGGCAUUCCACAUUUAACCCCAGCCACAUUUGAACAUCGAAAUAGCAAAUAGUUUUUUGGUUUUAUAUGCGAAAAUGAAAAGAACAAGCAAUUUUCAUAUUUUUCUGUUUCUAUUCAAAAACGAAUAAACAAGCCGUUUUAACGUUGCCGCUUGCUCCGUUUUAACUCGGAAAACAAACGAUCAAUGUCAAGGGGUGCUGAAGGUGGGUGUGGUGCAUGAAUCAAGCGCAGGAUGCAGAAGCUCAGUCCAAAAGACUUUAGUGCAAUAUACACGUCGAAAAUAAGCACAAAAAGCCCGAAGGCGAAAUAACGGCGCACACAGGCGUCAAUCAAACGGCGCACUAACAUGUGCGAAAAACCUCUCCAAAACACUGGAGGGAAGUACGUAGCUCCAACACGAAACAGAAGAGCAAUCACACACAAAGACAAACACACACAACGAGAACUAAAUAGGACACUAACGAGGACUAACAAGACACAGGUGUACAACAUCAAGACAAAACCAAACGAACAUGAAACAUAGAUCGGUGGCAGCUAGUACUCCGGGGACGACGACCGCCGUAGCCUGCCCGAACCAGGAGGAGGAGCAGCCUCGGCCGAAACCGUGACAGUACCCCCACCCCUUGACGCGCGGCUCCAGCCGUGCGCCGACCCCGGCCUCGGGGACGACCAGGAGGACGCGGAGCAGGGCGCGCGGGAUGGUCCUGGUGGAACUCCGACAGGAGAGAUGGGUCUAGGAUGUCCCUCCGCGGCACCCAGCACCGCUCCUCCGGGCCGUACCCCUCCCACUCCACGAGAUACUGGAGACCCCCCAUCCGGCGUCUUGAGUCCAAGAUGGACCGAACGGUGUACGCCGGAGCCCCCUCGAUGUCCAGUGGGGGCGGAGGAGUCUCCCCUAUCUCAUUGUCCUGGAGUGGACCAGCUACCACCGGCCUGAGAAGAGACACAUGGAACGAGGGGUUAAUAUUCUUAUACUCAACAGGUAGAUGUAACCUAUAACACACCUCGUUCAAUCUUCUCAGGACUUUAAAGGGCCCCACAAACCGCCGACCCAGCUUCCGGCAGGGCAGGCGGAGGGGUAGGUUUCUGGUAGAGAGCCAGACUCGAUCUCCGGGUGCGUACACCGGCCCCUCACUGCGGUGGAGAUCGGCGCUCGCCUUGUGACGAAGGACGGCCCGCUGCAGGUGGACGUGGGCAGCGUUCCACGUCUCUUCCGAGCGCCUCAUCCAAUCAUCCACCGCAGGGGCCUCGAUCUGGCUCUGCUGCCAAGGUGCCAGAAUCGGCUGGUAACCUAACACACAUUGGAAGGGGGUUAGGUUGGUAGAGGAGUGGCGGAGAGAGUUCUGGGCCAUCUCGGCCCAGGGAAUGUACCGUGCCCACUCCUCCGGCCGGCCCUUGCAAUACGACCUCAGAAACCUACCCACAUCCUGGUUGACACGUUCUACCUGCCCGUUACUCUCCGGGUGGUACCCUGAGGUAAGGCUAACCGAGACCCCCAAACGCUCCAUGAACGCUCUCCAAACACGGGAGGUAAACUGGGGGCCUCGAUCAGACACUAUAUCCUCGGGUACCCCGUAAUGCCGGAAGACGUGGGUAAAUAGGGCCUCAGCGGUACGUAGGGCAGUAGGAAGACCCGACAUAGGGAGAAGACGACAGGCCUUAGAGAACCGGUCCACAACGACCAGGAUGGUGGUAUUCCCCUGAGAGAGGGGAAGGUCUGUCACAAAAUCCACCGAGAGGUGGGACCAUGGUCGUUGUGGAACGGGCAGGGGUUGUAACUUACCCCUGGGCAGAUGUCGGGGCGCCUUACACUGGGCGCACACCGAGCAGGAGGAGACAUAAACCCUCACAUCCCUAGCCAAAGUGGGCCACCAGUAUUUAGUGCUAAGGCAAUGCACUGUCCGGCCAAUACCCGGAUGUCCAGAGGAGGGUGACGUGUGAGCCCAGUAAAUGAGUCGAUCCCGAAUCUCGAGCGGAACGUACUUCCGACCCUCAGGACACUGUGGAGGGCUGGGGUCGGUACGCAACGCUCGCUCGAUUUCGGCAUCGACCUCCCACACCACCGGUGCCACAAGGCAAGACUCCGGUAGUAUGGGAGUAGGCUCAACGGACCUCUCCUCCGUGUCAUACCGCCGGGACAGCGCAUCUGCCUUACCAUUCUGGGACCCAGGGAUGUACGUGAUUUUAAAUACGAACCUGGUGAGAAACAUACUCCAUCUAGCCUGGCGAGGGUUCAGUCUCCUCGCUGCCCGGAUGUACUCCAGGUUCCGAUGGUCAGUCAAAAUGAGGAAAGGGUGUUGAGCCCCCUCAAGCCAAUGCCUCCACACCUUAAGGGCUUGAACUACAGCUAACAGCUCCCUGUCCCCAACGUCAUAGUUACGCUCCACCGGGCUGAGCUUUUUUGAGUAAAAAGCACAGGGGCGGAGUUUAGGUGGCGUGCCGGACCGUUGAGAGAGAACGGCCCCUAUACCAGCCUCAGACGCGUCUACCUCAACCUGAAAGGGUAAUGCGGGAUCCGGAUGCGCCAGCACCGGAGCCGACGUAAACAGGUCCUUCAGUCUCCUAAAGGCCCUGUCCGCAUCAGCUGACCACUGCAGGCGCACCGGACCCCCUUUCAGAAGGGACGUGAUGGGAGCUGCCACCUGUCCAAAACCCCGGAUAAACCUCCGGUAGUAAUUCGCAAAGCCCAAGAACUGCUGCACCUCUUUUACAGUGGUUGGAGUUUGCCAAUUACGCACAGCGGACACACGAUCCACCUCCAUUCUCACCCCUGACGCGGACAACCGAUAACCCAAAAAGGAGACCGACUCCUGGAAAAACAGAAAUGUCUCUGCCUUGACAUAUAGGUCGUGCUCCAACAGCCUCCUCAAUACACGACGCACCAGGGUUAUAUGCUCGGCUCGGGUAGACGAGUACACCAGAAUGUCAUCAAUGUACACGACCACCCCUUGUCCCUGCAUAUCCCGGAAAAUGUCAUCUACGAAGGAUUGGAAGACUGAUGGAGCAUUCAUCAACCCAUAUGGCAUGACGAGAUAUUCGAAAUGACCUGACGUGGUACUAAACGCUGUCUUCCAUUCGUCGCCCUCCCUAAUGCACACCAAGUUAUACGCGCUCCUGAGAUCCAAUUUUGUGAAAAACCGCGCUCCAUGCAAUGACUCUGUCAUGGUCGCAAUCAGAGGGAGUGGAUAACUGUAUUUCACAGUAAUCUGAUUGAGACCACGGUAAUCAAUGCACGGGCGCAACCCUCCAUCUUUCUUCUUCACAAAAAAGAAACUCGAGGAGGCGGGAGAAGUGGAGGGCCGAAUGUAUCCCUGUCUCAAAGAUUCGGCUAUGUAAGUCUCCAUAGCUUUUCUCUCCUCUUGAGACAAAGGAUACACGUGGCUCCGUGGGAGCGCUGCUCCUGCCUGGAGAUCAAUCGCACAAUCCCCCUGUCUAUGAGGAGGCAACUGCGUCGCCCUAGUUUUACUAAACACGAGAGCUAAAUCCCCAUAUUCAGGCAGAAUGUGCAGUGCGGGCACUUGGUUUGGACUUUCCACCGAAGUCACCCCCACGGAAACACCCAGACAUCGCCCCUCGCACUGAGCAGACCACCCAUCGAGAGCCCUCUGUUGCCACGAAAUAGCAGGGUUAUGGGUGCUUAACCAGGGAAUUCCCAGCACCACUGGGUACGCAGGAGAGUCGAUCAGAUACAGCUGUAUAGUCUCUUCAUGACCCCCCUGCGCACACAUCCUAAGUGGUGCUGUGAUCUCCCUAAUCAACCCCGACCCCAACGGGCGGCUAUCUAAGGCAUGAACGGGAAAAGGUUUGUCAACAGGUAGGAGAGGGAUCCCUAAAUCUAAACAAAACUUCCGAUCAACAAAAUUCUCAGCUGCGCCUGAAUCUACUAGCGCCUUAUGCUGGGAAUGAGGUGCAACCUGUGGAAAACACACAGGUAUACAAAAGUGCGCAACAGAAAGCUCUGGGUAAGUGGGACGUCUACUCACCUGGGAGGCCCCCCCAGUGCAUGGCCUGUUGUCUUCUCCCCCGGAGAACCCUCCCCAGCACCUGGCCGCAGUGUGCCCUCCACGACCGCACUUGGUGCAGGAGACAGGCCCCCUCGGGCUCCUCCUCCUCCUUUCUCUAGUGCCGGCACCCCCGAGCUCCAUAGGGCUCGGCUCGGAGGUGCCGGAGGGCGGAAUGGACGGACCCCCCUCGGGACGUCCACGGGUGGCCAGCAGGGUGUCCAGACGGAUGGACAUAUCGACCAACUGGUCGAAGGUGAGAUGGGUAUCCCUGCAGGCCAACUCACGUUGAACGUCCUCCCGUAGGCUACAUCGAAAAUGGUCGAUGAGGGCCCGUUCAUUCCACCCUGCGUCCGCCGCUAGAGUCCGGAACUCUAGAGCAAACGCCUGUGCGCUCCUCCUCCCCUGUCUCAGGUGGACUAGACGCUCCCCCGCCGCUUUGCCCUCAGGUGGAUGGUCGAACACGGCCUUGAAGCGGCGGGAGAACUCGGCGUAGGAGAUGGUGUUGGCGUCCAUCUUCCUCCACUCGGCGUUAGCCCACUCCAACGCCUUGCCCGUGAGACAGGAGAUGAGGGCGGAAACGCUCUCGUGUCCCGAGGGCACCGGGUGUACAGUGGCCAGGUAGAGCUCCACCUGCAGGAGGAACCCCUGACACCCGGCAGCUGUUCCGUCAUACGCCCUCGGGAGCGAGAGCCGAAUCCCCCUGGGUUCCGGACCUGGGACUGGUGGACCGCCCGAUGGGGUUGGCAGGGUAGGUGGAGGUGUGGGUACCCCGCUGGCCUCCCAUCGGUGCAGGGUGUUGAUGACGUCCUGUAGAGCGGUCCCCAGUUGUCGUAUCUGGUCAUCUUGGCCGCGAACAUGCUCCUCGAGCGACUCAGGUGUAACUGCAGAUCCUGCUGAUUCCAUUUUGGUGUGUGAUUCUGUCAAGGGGUGCUGAAGGUGGGUGUGGUGCAUGAAUCAAGCGCAGGACGCAGAAGCUCAGUCCAAAAGACUUUAGUGCAAUAUACACGUAGAAAAUAAGCACAAUAAGCCCGAAGGCGAAAUAACGGCGCACACAGGCGUCAAUCAAACGGCGCACUAACAUGUGCGAAAAACCUCUCCAAAACACUGGAGGGAAGUACGUAGCUCCAACACGAAACAGAAGAGCAAUCACACACAAAGACAAACACACACAACGAGAACUAAAUAGGACACUAACGAGGACUAACAAGACACAGGUGUACAACAUCAAGACAAAACCAAACGAACAUAAAACAUAGAUCGGUGGCAGCUAGUACUCCGGGGACGACGACCGCCGAAGCCUGCCCGAACCAGGAGGAGGAGCAGCCUCGGCCGAAACCGUGACAAUCAAAACGUACACAGACUGUAAUCUUACCUUAGUAAUCUUGAUUUAAUGUUCUCCACGAAGUGGGCUAUUUAUCUUUACCACCGUAACAACAGACACCGAAAUGUUCUGUCAAUCAAUCCUCGAUUCCUGCACUUUGGCUGUUGUUAAAUCGCGUGCUCUUUAUCACUUGACUGUCAUUCAGAAAAUCCUUUCCUGAAUCAGCUGAUGUUGUGCGAUAAUGUCCCCAUGUAACUAAACAGCUAGACAUCAAACGCACAUCAAACAAAUGCUCGCUGGCUUCCCGUGCAUUUAAUGCUACGGGCGAUAACAGUGUAAUACUCUUUUUGACCAGACAGCAUCAGAUAGAUGGGCCACACAUCCUGAGACAGAGGGGGCGCUGUUUCUUUCAUUUGGAUGCUUUCUCCGAUGAGAUACAUUCAGCCUCUUGCGAAUUGAAGGGGGGGGGGGGGCAUCCAUGAAUACAAUUGUAACAGCUCCAAACAGUUGUACACUACUAGAGAUGCACACUGGUACCCUAGUUUAUAGAAAGACCCAUAUAUAUAGCCCAUGCAGGUAACAUGCCAUAACCAUGAACGAGCCGACAACCUCUAAUGUGUGUGUGUGUGUGUUUGUUUGUGUGUGUGUGUGUGCGUGCAUGUGUGUGUAUGUGAGCGUGUGUGUUACAGGUGUGUUACAGGCGUAAUGGCCACAAUGAGAUGGACGAACCCAUGUUCACCCAGCCGCUGAUGUACAAGCAGAUCAAGAAGCAGAAAGGAGUCCUAAAGAAAUACGCUGAGAAGCUCAUAGCAGAGGGAGCUGUCACCAGACAGGAGUACGAGGUAACAUAUAUUGCCAUAUACACUGAGUAUACCAAACAUUAGGAACACGUUCCUAAUAUUGAGUUGCACCCCCCCUUUUGCCCUCAGAACAGCCUCAAUUCGUCGGGGCAUGGACUCUGCAAGGUGUUGAAAGCGUUCCACAGGGAUGCUGGUCCAUGUUGACUCCAAUGCUUCCCACAGUUGUGUGAAGUUGGCUGGAUGUCCUUUGGGUGGAGGACCAUUCUUGAUACACACGGAAAACUGUUGAGAGUGAAAAACCCAGCAGCGUUGCAGUUCCUGACACAAACCGGUGCCCCUGGCACCUACUACCAUACCCCGUUCAAAGGCACUUAAAUAUUUUGUCUUGCCCAUUCACCUUCUGAAUGGCACACAUACACAAUCCAUGUCUCAAUUGUCUAAAGGUUUAAAAAUAAUUAUUUAACCUGUCUCCUCCCCUUAAUCUAUACUGAUUGAAGUGGAUUUAACAAGUGACAUCAAUAAGGGAUCAUAGCUUUCACCUGGAUUCACCUGGUCAGUCUAUGUAAUGGAAAGAGCAGGUGUUCUUAAUAUUUUGUACACUCAGUGUAUACUAUACACCAUAGACUGCCCAUAUAAAUCAUGUACCAUAAACAGUCCUUACAAACCUGUACUUAGAUAUCGUAUUUUGUCCUCUGUCUUUAUAUAAAAGACUGUCCUUAUAUAGAACGCACCCGCUGAUUGAUAUGAGGUAGCAAGGUGUUGUCGUUGAGGAUUACUUAAUUUAACAUGAAAUGGAUAUUAACCCUCUCCCCUCUGUAGGAAGAGAUAGCCAAGUAUGACAAGAUCUGUGAGGAGGCUUAUGCUCGCUCCAAAGACGAGAAGAUUUUACACAUCAAACACUGGCUAGACUCACCCUGGCCCGGUCAGUGUGUGUGUGUGUGUGUGUGUAAACCUAAGUUUUACAAUAUAUUGUAGGUGGAUAUGUGUGUGUGUGUUUUAUUCUCUAUGUGUAAGCAUACACUAAAAGUGUGUAUCUUUUAUCAAUAUGUGUGUGCGUUUGUGUGUGUGUGUGUGUAGGUUUCUUCAACGUGGAUGGCCAGCCUAAGAGUAUGACCAGUCCGUCUACAGGCCUGACUGAGGAAGAGCUGGGACACAUAGGACACAUCGCUUCAUCUGUCCCUGUGGAAGACUUCACUAUACACGGAGGUAGACAACCACGCACAUCCACUCAAACACACAAGUGCGCGCACAAACCCCCACACACACACAAACACACACACACGUGUGGACACACACAAUACCUCUGGAAGACAAGUACAGCGUAACCUAUGUACAUGCUCACAUAUCCUCAUAUCUGUGUGUGUGUCAGGUCUGAGUCGUAUACUAAAGGGUCGUGCAGCGAUGGUGGGCCAGCGUGUGUGUGACUGGGCUCUAGGAGAGUACAUGGCCUUUGGCUCGCUUCUCAAGGAAGGAACACACAUACGUCUCAGCGGACAGGACGUGGAGAGAGGAACCUUCAGGUAGUAAUGUCACCCUUACGACAGCUUAUGUCAACGUUAUGACUGUAUGUCAUUCUAAAGUCUCUUGUUUGACAGUGUUAUGUGUUGUUUGUCAUUAUAUAUAUUUAAGGUUUAUUUGGAAUUGUAUACAUUUGCAGCUAAAAGCUGAAUUGCAGCAUACAUACUAUACUGUAGGUCUACAUAAGUAAGUAAAUAAAAUGCUAUAAAAAAUAUGAAAUAUACAUUGCAUUUGGAUUCAGACCUCUUGACUUUUUCUACAUUUUGUUACGUUACAGCCUUAUUCUAAAAUGGAUUCAGUUGUUUUUUUCCCUCAUCAAUCUACACACGGGGCCUCCCGAGUGGCGCAGCGGUCUAAGCCGUCACUACAGAUCUGGGUUCGAUCCCGGGCUGUGUCGCAGCCGGCCGCGACCGAGAGACCAAUGAGGCGGCGCACAAUUGGCCCAGCGUCGUCCGGGUUAGGGGAGGGUUUGGCCGGGCGCUCUAACGACUACUGUGGCGGGCCGGGUGCAUGCAAACAAUUGGUGCGGCUGGCUUCCGGGUUAAGCGAGCAGUGUGUCAAGAAGCAGUGCGGCUUGGCAGAGUCGUGUUUCGGAGGACGCAUGGCUCUCGACCUUCGCCUCUCCCGAGCGUACGGGAGUUGCAGCGAUGGGACAAGACUGUUACUAACAAUUGGGGAGAAAAAGGGGGUAAAAAAAGAAACAAAAUCUACAUUUUAAAUUUUAGUCAUUUAGCAGACGCUCUUAUCCAGAGUGUUAUGUGUUCAUGGUGACCUUCAAUGCUGCAGACAUUUUUUGGUACCCUUCCCCAAAUCUGUGUCUCGACACAAUCCUGUCUCGGAGCUCUACGAACAAUUAAUUUGACCUCAUGGCUUGGUUUUUGCUCUGACAUGCACUGUUAACUGUGGGACCUUAUAUAGACAGGUGUGUGCCUUUCCAAAUCAAUUAAAUUUACCACAGGUGGACUCCAACCAAGUUGUAGAAACAUCUCAAGGAUGAUCAAUAGAAACAGGAUGCACCUGAGCUCAAUUAUGAGUCUCAUAAUACUUAUGUAAAUUGUUGUAGUAUCUGUCAGUCCGAGUAGGGGGAAGGUUCAGUUUGUGACUGGAUCGGGUAGAUCUGCCACUGACAUGGCCUCUCGUCUGAGGCUGCCAUUUGUUGUAAUCCUGGGAUUUUGCAAGCUUCUGGGCAAAGAAUCUGCAGAGGUGGGUGCGGCGGGACUCCAAGGACUACAAGCCCAUGUCAUUGCAUGCAGAGUCGUAGGAGGUGUAGGUGGGAUGAUUUUGGUUGCACGUCGUUGGAUCUUCUCAAGUUGGUUGUGUUGGUGGGUUGGGAGACCUGGGAGACCUGGGAGACCUGGGUGCCAUACUGGAGCGUUAUUGUCACAUCUUGGUGGUGUAUUAACUCUUGGUGGUGUAUUAACUCUUGGUGGUGUAUUAACUCUUGGUGGUGUAUUAACUCUUGGUGGUGUAUUAACUCUUGGUGGUGUAUUAACUCUUGGUGGUGUAUUAACUCUUAUUUACUCUCUCUCUCCCUCUCCAUCUCUCUCUCUCGCUUCUUCUACCCACACCUCUCCCUCUCCCCUUCCUCUCUUUCCUCUACCCAUACAUCUCUCUCUCUCUCCUUCUCUCUCUCUCUCCAUCUCUCCAUCUCCCCCUCUACAGUCACAGACACCAUGUUCUCCAUGACCAGAAUGUAGAUAAGAGGAUCUGUAUUCCCAUGAACCACAUCGCUCCUAACCAGGCUCCAUACACUGUCUGUAACAGCUCUCUGUCAGAGUACGGAGUACUAGGUUAGUACACAGACACAUAAACACACACACACACGUACAUGUACGCAGACAUGCAGAUGCAGUCUUUUAUUUUGCACUCGUUACGGUACAGCACGCCACAGCAUUAUGAGGGGUUGUCUGUUUUUUUUAGUAACCUCAUGCUUUCUGACUUGAACAUCUCUCUCUCUCCUUUCCUCCCCCCCUCUAGGUUUCGAGCUGGGUUUUGCCAUGGCCAGUCCCAAUGCUCUGGUUCUGUGGGAGGCCCAGUUUGGAGACUUCCACAACACAGCCCAGUGUAUCAUAGACCAGUUCAUCUGCCCAGGACAGGCCAAGUGGGUCAGACAGAACGGAAUAGUCCUCCUGCUACCCCAUGGCAUGGAAGGAAUGGUAGGAACUACUGUCUGUCCGUCCAUCCAUCUGUGAGGCAGAGUAUGUGAGUGUAAACCUGUGUGAGUGUGUGUCCGUCCACCCGUCUGUCUGUUUGUCUGCCUCAGUCUCUGAGAACAGAAUAGCACUGCUGCUCCCAUCACUUAUCUAUAAGUCUGUCUUCGCUUUGAAGAACAUUGUCUGUGGUCACAAAUUGCUGAUAAACUACGUAUCCCAUGAUCCUAUACUCAGGGUCCAGAGCACUCGUCGGCCCGACCAGAGAGGUUCCUGCAGAUGUGUAAUGAAGACCCGGAUGCAUACCCUGUAAGUGUGUGUGUGUGUGUGUGUGUGUGUGUGUGUGUGUGUGUGUGUGUGUGUGUGUGUGUGCGCGUGCGUGUGUGUGUGUGUAUGACCUGUCCCUUCUUUCAUGUAUAGAAAUUCUCCGCUGAGGAGUUUGCUGUGCGUCAGCUGUAUGACUGUAACUGGAUCAUAGUCAACUGCUCUACACCUGCUAACUACUUCCACGUCCUCCGCAGACAAAUUCUACAGCCCUUCAGGAAGCCUGUGAGUGCCACACAUGCACACACACACAUGCACACACACACACACACACACACACACCACAUCUCUCCUCUUUUUCUCUGUCUUCCAGCUGAUAGUCUUCACCCCCAAGUCUCUGCUGCGCCACCCUGAUGCCAAGUCCAGCUUUGACGACAUGCUGCCAGGUGAGGGAGAGAGGGAGGAAUGGAGAGAGAUGAGGGAUGAUUUAGGUUAGCAAGGCGAGGAGGUUGGGAGCUAGCUAUGGUCAUGAUGGCUGCUUCUAACAUCUGACAUACAGUACUGUCAUUAAGUUAGAUGGUAGAAAAGCUAUCUUAGCUAAGUUAUCUGGUGGAAUGGGAUGAGAAUGAUUGUCUGAAGUGUCUGCUUGUCACCAGACCUGAGUCAAAUGGUAUUUGCUUUCUAUCAAAUGCCUUGAGCGUUUGACUGAGCCUGGGCGGGGGUUGCACUUUUGGGACUAUUCCAUUUGGUUCCAUUGCACCAGGCGAGUAUUUGAAAGAAAACAGAUACUAUUUAAAUACUGCUUAUCAGACCAAUGAGAGUCGAAUGUGUGUGUGUGUGUGUGUGUGUGUGUGUGUGUACAUGUAUGUGUGUACCAUACAUGUGUGUGUUUCUAUAAUGUGUUUGUGUGUGUGUCUUUCAGGUACCCACUUCCAGCGUCUGAUCCCAGACAGUGGUCCUGUGUGUGAGAAGCCAGAUGGGGUGAAGAGGAUUGUGUUCUGUACUGGGAAGGUCUACUAUGAACUGACCCGAGAACGCAAGAACAGAGGCAUGGACGAUACUGUGGCCAUUGCACGCAUAGAGCAGGUAUACACACACGCAUGCAUACACGCACACAGGUACAGUGCACACACUCAGGCAUACACACACAAACACACACUUCCAAUCUCACCUCUCUCCUCCAUCUAUCUCUCUCCUCCCUCUCUCUCUCUUCUCUCUCUCCUCCAGCUCUCUCCCUUCCCGUUUGACCAGGUGAAGGUUGAGACAGAUCGUUAUCCCAACGCUGACCUGGUGUGGUGCCAGGAAGAGCACAAGAACCAGGGUUACUAUGACUACGUCAAACCCCGCCUCCGCACCACCGUCGACCGCACCCGCCCCGUUUGGUACGACCCACCCUUCUUCACUCACACCUGCUCACAGUUGUGAGUUGUGUUUUGUAUUAAUUGUGUGCUCGCUUCUUUCUCAUGUUUGUGUGUGUAUGUGUGUGUGUGUGUGUGUGUGUGUGUGUAGGUAUGCUGGUCGUGGGCCAGCAGCAGCUCCAGCUACUGGGAACAAAGCAGCUCACCUG